Molecule: messenger RNA, 1537 nt
Organism: Puntigrus tetrazona (Sumatra barb)
Lineage: Eukaryota; Metazoa; Chordata; Actinopteri; Cypriniformes; Cyprinidae
Exons: 3
Coding region: 130-822 (230 amino acids)
Biological process (GO): positive regulation of cytotoxic T cell differentiation; positive regulation of activated T cell proliferation; immune response
Cellular component (GO): plasma membrane
Molecular function (GO): tumor necrosis factor receptor binding
Source: RefSeq, a predicted model, not a curated record
UGUCGUGGGCGGGAGGAGGAGGAGGCGAUAAGGGAAACCCGUUAGUUCCUCCUCGGGCUCGUCUAUAUAAACCCGCGAGCUGCACCUGCUGUCGAUGCAUAUCGCUUUAUUUACACGCCGUUUCUCGAGAUGACCGCGUCCCCGGAUGUAGAGAGCCAGUCGGCCGCCGCGCGCCCCCGCAGCCGGUGUCUGGACACCUUCCUCACCGCGUCCGUGAUCGCGCUCUUCUUCAUGUUUACGGUCGCGGUCGCGGGAGCGCUGUACUUCGCCAAACACAUCAAGGACGAGGUGAACGCGCGGACGACGCGACACGAAGACGGAGUCAGCGCUGCUCUGGUCGCUCCAGAGGCGGGAUACAAGAUGCAGAAUUUUGCUUACCUGAGAGCCACCGAAAGUGAACUCAGAACAGGUGUGAUGGCGUGGGAAACCAUCCCGUACAGCAAGGGCAAGACCAUUGGCUCUCUCUACACAUAUGAGAAAAGCCAGAAUGUGCUGAACAUCAAGGAAAGUGGAAGCUAUUUCCUGUACGUCCAGCUUAAUUUUUCCUGCACUGGGAUAUGUCCGUCUGGCCAGUUCAGUGUCAACUUUUACAACCAACGCAAGAACGAGGAGCUCACCUGCACCGUGUCGCUGCCCGAGUGGAAGAAGGAAACGCCUCACAGUCGGACGUGUUGGCGCAUCGUGACCUUUCCGGACAAAAAUAACCGCCUCAUGGCCAAAUCCAAGGCCGAAGGCGAUCUAGACAACUGGAAACUGGAGGUGAAUGACUCUGGCUUUGGGAUGUUUCUGGUGGAUGGAUUAGGAGCGCUACGCCACACGUGAUCAGACAGAACCGACUCGAGGCUGCUCGUUUGAGUCGCUUCGAUCUUCUCAGAUGUUAAUGCUUAGAGGAGCAGGACUCCACUAAUGUCCGCAGACUCUUCCGGCUAGUUUGAGCGACCAAAAACAGUGUCUCAUUCACGUUUUAGCCUCAUCAUUCAAAAGCACGCUGCCAACUUUUGCAGAUUUCCCUCUACAACGAAAGCUCUGAAAACGAGCCUGAACUGAUAAGCAAUGCUUUCUCGAGCACUAUUUAUAAUUUAUAAUAUAUUUAUAUGUGUAACUUGUUAAAUAUUAUAUUGCAAUAUUUAUAUUCGUAUUUCGUGUAUACUGUACAUAGUGCGUUUUGACCUUUGUAGACGUCACUACGCGUGCGCGGCGUCAGACCGAACCCGUUCGUUCACCGAUUGCAUGUUUAGGUGCAUCGCAGAAAUAACGAGUGAACUUUGACCAGCACGUCGACACUAGUGCCUCGGUUGGGUCUGUGCGUCUUGCCGUACGUUCAAGAACUCAAAAAGCUGCAUGUGUGAAUGCGUGUGAACAUCUCUUCACGAGCACACUCUUGUUUCGUGUGUGUCUGGUGUGAAGGAAAGCACCGUAUGAAUGCUAACAAACUCAGGAACUCUAUAGAUGAAUGUAACGUCGAGGACUCUGUGUGAAAUGCUUUAUUUUGUAAACUGAUAGUAAUAUUUAAUAAAAAUGCUACAUUUUUAAUUUG